AUGACAAUCCUCCCCCCAGAACUCCUCCAAUCGAUCCUGCUCCUGCUCGACUUCGAAUCCUACCACUGCGCGUCGUUAGCAUGUCGAACGUGGCGAAGCGCAGCCCAGAACGCGCAUCUAUUGCGUCAUAAACUCCUAUCCGUUCCAGGGCUCGAAUUCACCAACCACACCACACAUGAGGAAUUAAAGCGUCUAUUCCAGCGCGUCUGUCGCCGCAAUCUCAUUGGGAUCCGGAAUGGUGUACAGUUUAACACGUCGCUCGAAUUGUCAAUAUCGCCAACGGGCAGGAUUGGGAGGAUCCCUGUGCGAUCGCGGCAUGGUGGACAGACCACUGCGCGUGUGCGUGGGAUGGCACUUAUCUUAGAUUCUCCUGGUUCGUCUGGUCUUGGUAUGUCCAUGUCCAAAGGCAGCCAGGUACAGCUGUCACCAUCGAUAUUCCCGUCCGCGGAUGCAAUGAAGCAAGUGAUGGGCCAUAAUACGCACAGCCGGGCCUUCUUCAGCGCGCGGUCAUUUGCGCGACUACAGGUUGCUCUGUCGGAUUGUGGGGGGCUGGUUGCGGUUGGAUUGGGGCAGAAAAUACACGUUUAUCUCAUUCAGUCUCGAAUAGGGAAGCAGGCACGGCAGUUUGUGGAAGUCAAUGUCAGUGAUAACAUCCUGGAUUCAAUCCAGAGUGUGGAAUUCGAAGAGAACGAUGAGUUGUUGCGCUGUGAGAUUGAUAGCGUCGAGGGGUCUUAUGUGCGGUAUCUUGGCUUCCGGAAGUGCAGCUGUACCAGUCCAAAAGUAUCUCUGAGUGCAGCGCAGAAAUUCAAGUUCUGGAAGGUUGCGCUGCGCCAUGUUUACCUGGAUUCGAGAGAUGUCGAGGAGAGUUUAGGAGAUGGGAUGUCUCUCCGGGGAAUGCGGCUGGUCAAGUCCCCCCGACUAAGACCGGGAGAGGAGUGUACGUGCCAGACUGAAAAGUAUUUCUUUGCGUUGUUUCGACCGGGGACGUGCGAGAAUAAGUACGCUGUUGGCCGAAUAUCAAGCGACGGGGUGGUCGAUGUUAUACAGCGCAUCCCAGCCCGGCGGAUACAGUUCCUCACCAGCUAUCUCGAAACGGGGAUUGCAGAGUCGGUAGAAGACUGUUCGGAUUCAGACCGCUGGGAUAUGGAGAAUCUCCCUCUCGCGCACUGUCACGAUCCCUUACUGAAUAUAUCCGAUGACGGGAAGAUUCUUGUCGUUUUCGAGCCUCCGUACGGACAGGCUCGCGGGGUGAUAUAUCUGUGCUCUGGGGAUUCCGCGUACUGGGAUGAUGAAACGGCUUCGCAGGCGUGGCCGGUUCCCUUAUGCUCCCUGGACCAUGAUCUGGAUUCUUUACGUGUUUCUUUGGAUAAGGAGACUGGGGGAUAUGUUGUCGAUGCUGGCUCUCAGCAGAAUAUGAUGCAGUGGAGGCUUCAGCGGGUUUAA
This is a messenger RNA of Aspergillus puulaauensis, 1443 nucleotides long. RefSeq lists its product as uncharacterized. The record is from RefSeq and is a predicted model, not a curated record. Gene Ontology annotation, molecular function: protein binding. The transcript has a single exon. Bases 1 to 1443 code for a protein of 480 amino acids. NCBI's taxonomy places the organism in Eukaryota, Fungi, Ascomycota, Eurotiomycetes, Eurotiales, Aspergillaceae.